This is a messenger RNA of Ilyonectria robusta, 600 nucleotides long. Its product is annotated as XAP5, circadian clock regulator-domain-containing protein. NCBI's taxonomy places the organism in Eukaryota, Fungi, Ascomycota, Sordariomycetes, Hypocreales, Nectriaceae. Gene Ontology annotation, biological process: chromatin organization. The record is from RefSeq and is a predicted model, not a curated record. Gene Ontology annotation, cellular component: nucleus. The annotation marks the transcript as partial. The transcript has a single exon.
AUGUCCGACAAGAACUCAUCGCGGUUCACACCGCAGAACAAGACGACUAAUGAACGACUCUCCACGCACACGGUCGGCCUCGUCGCGCUAUCCGACUUCCGCAAGCGCCGUGCCGAAGUCCUCGAGCAGCAGGAGCGCGAAGCCCACGAGGCUGCGUUCUCAGGCACGUCCACACCGGAUCGUUCCGUGACAGACACUCCUGACAACGCUGGCAGUGACGCGGGAAACGGAACACGUCCCGUGAAGAAGAAGAAGAAGAAGCAGGGCAAGAAGCUGCUCUCGUUUGACGACGAGGAAGACGGGCAGGACGCGCCAUCACCGAGACCGACCUCGAAGCUGAGAGACACCGCGGCCGACGGAAGCGACAGCGAAACCAAAGGCAAGGCGAAGUUCAAGGCCAAUGCCGCUGUGGGAAUUGUGCCAAAGUCCAUGACGAAGGCAGCGCUGCGAAAAGAAGCCGACGAGCGAGACACAUUGCGCCGCGAGUUCCUGGCCCUCCAGGAGGCCGUCAAAGCGACCGAGAUUGCGAUACCGUUUGUUUUCUACGAUGGUACAAACAUCCCCGGCGGCACGGUCCGAGUUAAGAAGGGCGACUACAUC